Molecule: messenger RNA, 1854 nt
Organism: Drosophila persimilis
Lineage: Eukaryota; Metazoa; Arthropoda; Insecta; Diptera; Drosophilidae
Exons: 3
Coding region: 579-1109 (176 amino acids)
Source: RefSeq, a predicted model, not a curated record
GCGGCAGCCUGCUCUCCUCGCGGAGUAACGACAAUGUGUGUGUUAGUGGAGAUGGCGAAGGCCAAGAGUUGUCGGGUAUAACAGUUGAUUCUUUUUAGAGCACCCUAGAUGCCAACUCGCUGAUCAUCGAGACGGAAAUUGUGCGCGCUCCGCCCGAACUGGACGAUCUGACCCAUCUCGAGUGACACACAACCAAUCACGAGUCCCAUUCAUAGUCGUUCAUAGAAAUUCAUUUUAGAGACCCUAAUAAAAGUACUUUAAACAUUAGACCGAAGCUUUGUAGUGCAACCUACCCCAAAAAAAAGCGCCACGCAUGCAGCACGCAGAACGCAUGUGCGGAAUGUCAGUCAAGUGGCAGGCUAUUGAUUUUUCCACCACUCACAGUCCAGAGGUAUACACGCACAAAGAGCGCUCUGCGGGAAAGAGAGCAUACACAACUCAUUUGUAGAUACCCAUCGCAGGACAAAGGCAAAGCUCAGGCCAGCACCAGCAGCAGUAGCAGCAGCAGCACCAGCAGCAGUAGCAGGGGAUUUCUUGGAAUUUUUGUACAGGAAUUUUGACAUUAAUAGCAGAGCAGAAUGCAUGCCAGAUUUGCCGAUUCCGAUCCCGCGUCCCCGGACAGCGGUGACCGCAUUGAAACGGAGACCCUGGAGUAUCGCAUCGAGGUGUUCAAACAGAAUCCCAAGAACAUGGCCGCACUGCACGAGAUGCUCGAUGAGGUGGUGCUGCGCGCUGAAACGGAGGCCAACAAGCGGGCUUUCGAUGGCCAGAAAUCGCAACAGGGCAAGGAGAAGCGUCCGAAUUUUAAGAACGGCAAGGUGGUGAAUCGUGCUCGAGGAUUUGUGGUGCGCAUCUUCGAUGCCAUCUGCAAUUGCGCCAACACCAAUGCGGCCGCAGCCACGACGCGCUUCAAGCUGAGAAGCAACAGCGGUGGAGCAGCAGGAGCAGCGGGAGGAGGAGCUUCGUCUGGUAAUGGUAAGCGCCAGCAAUCCCAGGACGAACCGGAGACCCUGGCCCUAACCAAGAAGAAGCCUUCGGCCGAGGGCAAAAAGAAGAAGGGCGUCAGCAUGGCCGAUGAUGUCCAGGCGGGCGUACGACUAAUGGACUAGGCAAGCAAUAAUCCAAUCUUGGAAUACAUAUAAUCAAAAGGAGUGGGCCAGUUCUGUAUCCCCAAAGAGCGAACCCUUCAUAAGGGAUAUCAAUUAUGUAUCAUCCUGAUCACAGUCCUCCCCCAACUUUACACCAAAUAUCGUUUAUACACUUACAUAUACAUAUAUACUCUUUCUAAUGGGCUAUUCCCAAAUGAUUUCCUUUGCUCAAAAUCGACAAACGCACAACAACAAUUUGAUACUGUCUUCCCCCUGAAGACCAAAGUCGUAGAAUCGUAUAAGAUGUAGUGGGAAGCUUUAGCUUUCUUUUAUUUUUGUUAUCAUUUCGUAAACCCAAAUGUGAUCCCAAAGAUACAAAACCACACGAUGAGCACAAGCAAUGUUUUAGGGAGUAAGGGAAGACAAGGUCUAUAUAGUCUACAUAUAUGGUCGGGUCUCUACGCCCUCUUAACUCUCGAAACGAUAACGUUCUCGUUCUCCCACGCACAACACAAUCAAAUGUAGGCAUGGCAUUGCAUUGCAUUGCAUAAUACAAGUAAUAAUAAUAGCGAAAGUAUCAGAUCAGAAGAGAAAAAACACUACAAUGUCAGGUUUAACAACAGGUCUCUGUCAGCACUCCACCUAAUUAUAACUGUACUGUAGGAUAAGUACGAGUAUAUUAAAUUAUAUACCAAUAUACUAUACCUAUUUAGAGUGUGUUUACGUGUGUUUUUGUUUGGUUUUUGUAGCAAAAAAAACCCAAACC